GCCUCUUGUUUGUUCUCUUCUAAUGCUGUGUUAACAGUUAUCUCUCUCUCUCUCUUUCUCUCUCUCUCUCACUCUCUCUCUCUUUCUCUUUACAUCUUUCUCUCUCACUCUCUCUUCAUUCCACCCAUGAAAGGAUCUUUUUUUUUGCCCCUAAAAGAAGCACCGUUACCCCGACUGCUCAGAGGCCAGAACUCACGAAGGACUUCCCACGUCAACUUUAAAACCCCUCUCUCUCUCUCUCUCUCUCUCUCUCUCUCCCUCUCUCUCUCUCUCUCUCUGUCUCUCUCUCUCUGCUGGAGCCAGUUGGACGACCACGAUGAACCCCAGACCUUCCCCGGAGUCACCCGUUGUCACGACCAUCAUCUAUGGGGAGCUUGUGGAGCCCCUCGGUGCCGCGCCUCGACCAGAUCUCGUGGUUGGACUUCUCUGUUGACAGGGAUGAUGAUUGAGCAGCAGGGCGUUGAGAACGGCGGCUGCGGAAGCGGCUGCGGAAGCGGAGGAGGUGGUCGCCACGUGGAGGUUCUGACCACCGAGGAGCUGGAGUGUAAGAUCUGCUACUGCGCGUACAACUUAGGGGGUCGCAGGCCAAAGGUGCUGGAGUGCUGUCAUCGUCUGUGCGCCAAAUGCCUCGCCAAGAUCCUGGAUCUGGGUGAGUCGCCUCCAAACGCCGUGGUGUGCCCGUUCUGCCGCUAUGUGACCCGUCUCCCAGGUGAAGCCAUCAGCAGCUUGGCGGAUGAUUGCAAUCUGGUGGCGGCGUUGACCCUCCAAAGAAGGAACCAGAGGAACAUCCAGGAGACCACCACGGAGCUGCUCCUCAGCCCGCGGCGCCUGAGCUCGCUGAUGGUGAGCAACCCGGCUGUGACGCCCCCUUCCUUCUCCUCCUCUUCCUCCUCCGCCUCCUCCACCACCACCUACUCCUCCAUCAGGGGCUCCCCUAACUUUGUGGUCAUCACCAUCAUGGAGCCCCCUCCGGUGCCCACAACCUCAGAACAGAGACGUGGAUCGUACACAUCACGCCGUGGUUACCGCUCAUCCAGUCUGGAUUCCAUGGCGUCCGUCACACAGAGGUGGACAGUGUGGAACUGCGCAGCGCUUCUGUGCCAGACCUCGGCCCGGGUUCUGGUCUGGGUACUCGGGCUGCUGUACUUCAGCUCGCUGCCCAUGGGCGUCUACCUGCUCAUCAUGCAGAGGACGACGCUCGGGGUGCUGCUGGUCAGCCUGGUCCCCGCCAGCCUGGUCAUGAUCAUGGUCUACGGAUUCUGCCAGUGCGUCUGUCGUGAGCUGUGGGACUGCAUGCCGCCAUAAUGGGACCAGAUGAAUGGGUCUGCUUUGAACUGGUCAGACAAUGGACCUCCAGAGUUCACUAAUGAGGAUGUUACCGUGUAACGCUGACUUCAAACGGAGACGAGGAAACGCUCCUUUUCUUUAUUAAAGGAAAGAUGGAGCUCACAGUUUGGGGCUUUUUGCUUGUUAUAAAUGUUCAUUUGUGCUUCGAGUAGCAAACUUAUAAACCAAACAGAGGUAGAAGAUUCAGAUUUAGAUCAAACUUUUGUUUAAUCUACUCGUUACGUUUGAGAAAACUGAAGAUCCUUUAAAGACUCUUAAACCAGAGACAUGAUGAUCUCUUAUAAAUCCUUGUGACACUGAACGAAGUAUCACCCUCUAAAAUCUGCUGGUAAUUGAUGAAAUGAUGUAAACGUCCAUAAAAGGUAAAAUUUCCACAAAUUACAUGCGUUUAAAAAAUUUAAGAACCCGAUGUUAAAGUCAAUCAUUUUAUGUCAUUUAAAUUCUAUAUGCUACAAUGCAAUAAAACAGUUUGUAUUGAGCCAUUUCCUGACUUUCUCUUCUAUUUUCAACACUCUGAGGUUUUGGUUUCCAUCGAUGCAGGUGAUUUAAUUCCUCGCAGAAAAACGCGACAUGGUGCACUUCGUGAAAAUAUUCCUUGUACCACGUUGCAGAGUACGUCAUCCAGCACGUCACUCUCCAACAUCUGGAUCUUUGGAUGGAUUUUAGUUUUUGUUUUUGCAGCAAACGGGUCUUUGUCAGAGUUUGUGUGCAGAAUAACCUCAAAUUAGCAACGACGAAACAGAUGUGUAAACGUGUAGAGAAAGUCCUGCUAAUAUCACAUCGUAAACAAUCAUUUCAGGCAUACAGGUUUAUAUUUCUUUAUAUUUUGUUACUGGGACACGUACAGAUAAUUUCCCUUUUUCUAAAUUUUUUUUUUUUUUCAGAAAAAUUGUCAUCUCAUUUUUCAAAAUUUGAACUUAACCUAAAUUCAGAUUUUUUUUUGUAAAUAAGACUUUAUUUUGAAAAUUUUGAAAUAAUUUGAAUUUGGAUUUUUUUCUCUAAAAUAGUGAUUUUUUUUCAAAUAAUUAGUAACCUAAUUUUUCAAAAUUUGAACUUUACCUUAAUUCAGAAUUUCUUUUUCUUUUUUGUACAUUAGACUUUAUUUUUAAAAUUUUGAAAUAAUUUGAAUUUGGAUUUUUUUCUCUAAAAUAAUGUUUUUUAGAAAAAGUGAACCCCAUUUUUUAAAAUUUGUACAUUACCUUAAAUCAGAUUUUUUUUGUAAAUUAGACUUUAUUCAUAAAAUUAUGAAAUAAUUUGAAUUUGGAUUUUUUAAAAUCAUAAUCUUGUUUUCUUUUUUUCAUUUCAGUGUUAAGUUUCUGAUGAAAAUUCUGAUGAAAUUUCAGAAUUUCUGUAAAAAAAUUUAAAGAAUCUGGGAAAAAGAUUAAGUUCCAAGAAAAAGGUCCCAAAUGAACUGGAUUUCUUAUAUAUAUAAUAUUUCUUAAGGGCCCACAUUUUUUGGUCUACAGCUACUUCAGUUUUUUCCAAGUUGGAUUUCACCGUCCAGAUUUCUUGUGGUCAGAACAAAAGUGUAAAAAAAGUAAACUGUGAUUUUCACUGUAGAUAAAGUCGACCUCGUUACAGCUCCAUAAAUACGAGGUUAAUGAGGAGACAGCCGUUUGGAGGCAGAACACAAACUCCCGCUCCACGUCACUCAGCAUCCAGACAAAAACCUUCAUCAUUUAUCAUUUUUAAUAUAAAUCUUUUCACCCUCACACAAAUUGCACUUUUUUUUUUCUCCAAAUGGACACACAGUCAGCAGUGGACAACUUACUGGUUGACAUCUUCCUUAUACACCGUGAACUGGCUAUAAAAGAAGGAGAAACGAAAAGAAUCAAAUAAGAGACAUCUAACUUGAUCUUACCACCACUUUACUAUGGCAUGCAUAGGUUUCAGACCUUACUCAGAAAGAGACAACAGACACUUUGUCUAAGAAGUUUUCUAAACGAUGCCGUGACUGCUUGCGAUCCAAAUUAAGAAAAAAAAAAAAACAAACAAACAAAAAAACAAACCAAGGUACAGAAAAGCUCGGUUCCACCGCGAGGAGAAGACUCAACUCCGGACCCCUGGGAGAAACUGCGGGAGGAGGUGGAUCAGGCUUCACACGCACACAGCGGCGAUGCUCUUUAUCAGAGUAUUUGGUUCUUUUUCCUGUUAGUGCUGUCAACAAUACUCUCUGUGAUUCAACUCAAGUUUGAGCGUUUUCAUAAAAACACACAAGGUCAGACGAGGGUUUGUAACAAAACAGUAACGCGGCGGGCAGAGGGCGCUCGCCUCUGAGGGAUGAUGGGUAGUUCGAGGGGGGCUGUGGAUACCUGAAUGCUAUUUAAACAGCAGCUUCGAGAACAAUAACCAGACAGCAAUGUGCUUCCAGGGAGCAGCACGCAUUCAGGGUCGGGGGGCGAAAUCUGAGCGAGUUUGGGUCGGCGAUGAGGAUCUUCGGGGAAACUCGAAAAACAAGCAACAGAAACAAAUCCUCUUUGAAAACUUCGAUCAAACGACUGUUUUCCUUCAGAGUUUAAAGCAGGAUUCAGGAUGUUGCUUGUUUUUGUUUGUUGUUUUUUUUUGUGCCGCUAAAUUAAAACAAAAAGAGCGAGGCUGCCGUUACUUAAUCGAGGCCCGGGCUGCCUGGUUGGACCUUCCUAUCCUACAGCGAGGAGGAGGAGGAGGGACAAAGGGACAUUUUUGGCUCCUGAGUUCUUUGUGUGUUAAGGAUUAGCAUAGACAUCGAUAAGAAAAUAAAGGUUAACAACACUUGCAUCAAACCUGCUGUGCAGCUGGGAUCUUUUUUUUUUCAGGUGGGGGGUAACAAGUAAAACAGAGUCAGAGGUCAUUGCAGGGUUCCUACGCAGGAUUCAGACUUAGUCCAGAAAUGUGUCAAAGAGUCUUUCCUAAUUUCACAAACAGGAGAGAGAUUUGAAGUUGAGAAACUUUUAAGACUUAAAGCCUCGGUCAGGAGAUUUUAGCUGGUAAAAAUUCACAAAAAAAAAAAACCAAAAAAAACAAAAAAAAAAGGGUUUAAAGAGACGGUACGAGGCUCAGCUUCAGGAUUUAAGUUGUCCUGGUAUCUUCACCUGAUUUAUAGCUUAAACAUAUUUUCAUGACGUCUUUACAAACCCUGAUCUAGCUGCUCCCUUUAAAGGGACAUUCCGGAGUAAAAUUAAUUUAGGGUCAAACACAUCAUAACACCGAGUUCUAAAUGUUCUUCCUUGAGCUGCGAAACCCCACUGUAGUCCAUAAUGGACUGGCCCGAAGUUGGUAUAACUAGAGAAGCAAGUGGUCGGCAACAUUCAUCUCUCCAUGGGGUGUCUAACUCGGGGUUACGGUGUGUUUGACCCUAAAUUAAUUUUACGCUGGAAUAUUCCUUUAAAAAGGGCCCCCUCAGCACUCUGGGACCUCACACUUCAGAAGCCUCCUCCGCUGUUGCCAUGCAACAUCAUCAAGUGUCUCCGUUUAAAAUGACAAAUCAUUAAAUUCGGCCAAAAUCUGACACAGAAAAGUUUGAACAGAGGAGGAAGUGCUGCGUUUAUCACGCCCUUAUAAGGAAAUUCGCCAAUUAGUGAUGUCACAAUGUGGGCAGCAAGUCAGAAGUCUGAGCUGAAAAUGACGUCACACCCGAGUUACCAGCUUUUCAGUUACAGAGUCGAAAAAAAUCUAAAUCGGAAGCGAGUUAUUUUACAAAAGUUAUUUUAACGCUUGUCUUAUCCGAAUAUGAGGCAAGCACUAAAAUAAUUUUCGUAGAUGUAGCCAUCUUGUUUCAGGCCUCCGAUUUCGCUUUCUUCCCGAAAGUUUUUCCGAUGUCAUUUUCAGUUCCGACAUCUGACUUCCAAGGUAACCCGAACACUCAUUAUUUGUCAAAUUAAAAAAGCCGAAUAUCACCACACGCACAGGAUGUGUUUGGUAAAGAGAUUGAUAGGUUUCACUUUGUCCACAGGGGGGCGCCAAAACUGAAACAACUCACAAGUUCCUAACACGAGCUUUAAGAGCAGGUCCAGAGUUUUAGACCUGUAGCAGGUCAAAUAAAUCAGCCUGCGCAGGAACCCUGAAGUCAAGGAAGCAGGAAACAUAAAAACUUGUACAGACCGGAAACAACCAGCACGCUUCAGGAGUCACUGGAGUCGGUACAAAGCAUUAAAGGAUUGUUGUUUUUUUUUCAAUGAUUUCCUUUCAUUUGAUAACUAAAUAUCUCACUCUAUUGAUAUAAUUCCAUUUUGUUAAAUUCAUAUAUAAACGUUAACAUGUACACACGCUCGUCACUGGGAAUCGGUGGAAUCGGGACCUUUAUUAUAAUAAGUUGUUGGAACUCUCGCUGGCGCUCAACAAAUAUACUGUGAAUGCAAGUAACAAUAAUAUAAUGAUAAUUAGAAUAAUAAUAAUAAUAAUAAUAAUAAUAAUCAUCAUCGUCAUCUUCGUCGUCCGCACCAUGCCUUGUAAACCCGGAAAAACUAAAAACAAAACAAGAGCCAGGUGACCUCCCCUCCCCCGCCCCGCCCUGCCCCGCCCCCCCCCCACUCUGCCCAGUGAAAACAAACAAAAACAAACAAAAAAGAUUAAAAACAGGGAACUUGGAGUCCAGACUCUGGAUUCUCUCCGGCUUCUUCGAAGUCCCGAGUCCACAUGCGUCACACAAAUCCUCGCCAAAGUCCUGAAGUGAGUGGAGGGCGGGGUCAGAGGAGGAGGGGAGUCGGUGCGGGGGGAGGGGACGGGGAGGGGAGUAGCUGUUUGUAACGGAGCACUCGGCGAACUUCGGCGGACUUCCGAUCCUGUUUUCAGCAUCAGCCCACCUCAGUGUUUGUGUGUGUGUGUGUGUGUGUGUGUGUCAUGUGUGUGCGUUAGCCUGGCGAUCCAGGUCUACAGGGACCACGUUAAACGGUGGUCGGCCAUGACGGUCACUCGUCUGUUUUCUGUGACGUUUGUUUUUUUUUUUUCAUGGUUCCAGUUUAAUUCUUCCAGGGUUUCAUUUUGAAUCAGUCUGCAGUCCCUGGAUUUAGGGAGGCUGGGUGUCCGCCUGCGUGAGUUCGGCUCUCCGAGUGUUUCCACGUCAGCUGCUCUCGGCCGGCGUCUCCCGCUGUCAGUCAGAGCGAUGCAGCGCAGCCUCGGUCAGCUGGAGGCGGGGUUUAAGAGGCCAGACCAAGGUGGAGGCGAAUUUUUAUACUAAAGAUGGAGAGGGAGGUGGUGGGCCAAUGUGUGUGUGUGUGUGUGUUUAAAUGUGUGUGUGUGUUUGUGUUGUCGAUCCAAAGAUCUGCCCAAAAACAGCUCCUGAUCCCCAGUUGGUGCCGAUCAACAAAGCGGAAAGAGAAGCGAGUGAGGUGGUUAACUUCCUACGAGUCGUAAUCGUGCGGAGGAGCGACUCCUCGGCUAAAGAACUACACUGAUGGAGGAGGCCUGGGAGCCAUUUCUGGACAAGUCCUUAGUGUGUGUGUGUGUGUGUGUGUGUGUGUGUGUGUGUGUGUGUGUGUGUGUGUGUGCGCGAACGCAGGGCUAGUGCAGGUAAUCGUCCACAGAGGCGAAGGCGCAGGAGCCGCUGCCAGUCCGUG
Molecule: messenger RNA, 6881 nt
Organism: Xyrichtys novacula (pearly razorfish)
Lineage: Eukaryota; Metazoa; Chordata; Actinopteri; Labriformes; Labridae
Source: the annotation of a GenBank genome assembly